GAAGGGCCUCCGAACUUCGAAGGGGGGAAAAGGCGAGGUGCCAUAUCAGCUUGCAAGGUAGCUGGGUAGUUCAGCUGGUGGUGCACAAACCUCACCCCACCUGGAGGUUUUCUGCGAGACGUCCCUACUCUCCACCUUGAUUGGUAGCUAGGUAGCAGCCGAGCUUUGCUGUUGUCUGCUCAAACAUCUGCAAAUCUGUGGGAGGUGGGUCUUGUAUCAACCAGGUAGAGGUGUAGCUCGAUGGCUCUGUCUGAGGCGCACUUGAGUUGCAAUGCCGUGCCUUCAUUGGGGCUGUCCGCCAGGGCGCCAACCAGGCUACAAGCCUCUGGUUGCCUCUCAAGAGCGCCCCUGUCGUUCGCGAGUCUGUGCCGUCCAGUCCUUAGGAAAGCCCACCCAAAUCUUGGUGUCCGAGCUUCGGCUGAGGGCUCUUCCGAACGGGCAGCGACUGACCCCAGCUCAGCAGCGCGGCUAGUCAAGGAGGAUACUGCCGCCGCACUGCCGCGCCAGCUGGAGCAGAGUGUGGCCAGGGAGAAGGAGCUAGCGGAGGGUGGGGAAAGGGCAGAGCCUGCAGAUAGUAGAGGGGCAAAGAGCGGGUCUGAAGAUCAGGCAGAGAGUAGAGAGGAGAGCGAGGAGAGCGAGGGGCAAGAAUUUGGUGACCUCAAGGUUGCACUUCUGAGUCGCGUUGCGGGUCUGGACCGUGGAAUUGCAGCGGGGCAAAGGGACAGGCAGGCGGUUGACUCUGCUGCCUCUGCCCUGGAGAGCGCUGGCCCUGGCUUGGACCUGCCCAGCCAGCUGGACAAGCUCAACGGCAAGUGGCGCCUGGUGUACACCAGCAGCUUCUCCUCUGGCUCCCUGGGCGGUUCCCGACCCGGGCCGCCCUUCGUUGGUAGCAACCUCACGCUCGGCCAGGUCUUCCAGCGCAUUGACGUUGCGCGGCGUGAGCUGGACAACAUUGUGGACCUGAGCAUCAAGGCGCCCCUGCCGUUGCUGCCCCCAGGGGAAGUGACUGCCACGUUGGCGCACUCAUUCGAGGUGGCAGGGCCCUCCGACAUCCGCAUCACAUUUGAGGACACGCGCAUUCAACCGAAAGGGUUGCAAGUACCAGAAUUCACGCUGCCAUCCCUGCCCGACUUCCUGCGCUCAGGCACGCGGGAUGCCCGCAGCAGCUCGUUUGCCACCACCUUCGUAGACGAUCAGGUGCGCAUCAGUCGGGGAGAUCGCAAGGAGCUCCGUAUUUUCGUGAAGGAGUAGAUAGUAACACAAGGUACAUGGGUCCCGUCAGUAUGGUACGUCAAUCUGUACCCUGUCAUUUUUGCACCGGUGAUCGAGAUGAUGAAUAAAGUGUAUAUAGCAUACGCAGAACGAGGUUGGGUUGAUCAAAUGGCCAGGCUACAUUCUAUCGGAUCUUUCCAUUGCCGGUUGAAAAGCAGGGGCUAACGUGUAAUGUCAACCUAAUGUCAUAAAAAAAGACUUUUUAGUUUAGGUUUGAGUAAUCAAGGCGUGUUGUUUCAUAAUUUGUCACACCGCAGUCGAAUGGAGCCUAGCAGACAAGCAAUGAUCUGCAUGACUCUGGUGCAUGCAGUCAAGGCUCGGGCUGUCUUCAAUUUUGA
Klebsormidium nitens is the source of this 1610-nucleotide messenger RNA. The record is from the annotation of a GenBank genome assembly. Lineage: Eukaryota; Viridiplantae; Streptophyta; Klebsormidiophyceae; Klebsormidiales; Klebsormidiaceae.